GCAGCCAGAUACACCAGCACAAGAGCAGAGCAGCAGCCAGCAGAGCAACCAAAAAAACUAACCAACGCGCGGGCGCGGCGGCUGCAACCUCCCGUCCCGUCCUCCUCCCGCAAGCCAAGCUCUGCUUCAGCCCGAUCGGAGUCCAUCCCAUCAAAAUCCAAUCGAUUUCGAUGGCGCCAUCCAUCUCCAUCGGCUCCGCGGCGCCGUCCUGGGCGGCGGGCGCGAACAAGAAGAAGAGCGUCGGUGCUGUAGUGGAUGAUGAGGCGGAGCUCCUGCGGCGGAGGAACGCGGAGCUGGAGCGGGAGGUGGAGGCGCUGCGGCUAGAGCUGGGCGCGGCGCGGCGGCGCGCCGAGACGGCGGAGGAGGCCGAGGAGCGGCUGUGCGUGCAGCUCGGCGACGCCGAGGUGGAGGCGCUGGAGCUCGCCCGCGCCUACCAGGCCCAGGUCCAGGCGCUCGCCGCGGAGCUCGCCGCCGCGCGCGGGGCCGUCGCGGGCAGAUAGAUCCUACGGAGUAGUCGACUAGUAGCUAUAGCGCGCAGUGCGGCGGGAUGGAUCCAUUUUGGUCGUCGACGGCACGGCAUCUCGCGGUGCCAUUGCUGCCGGCGUCGUCUUUGCAGUGCAGAGGCAUGUAAACUUAGAGUUGACUUUUUGUUGAGGCAAAUCAAAUCUAUACAACUGAAUGAAUCAAGCGGGAUUGGAUUACUACA
Sorghum bicolor (sorghum) is the source of this 706-nucleotide messenger RNA. RefSeq names its product protein RESPONSE TO LOW SULFUR 3. The transcript has a single exon. The record is from RefSeq and is a predicted model, not a curated record. The coding region runs from base 171 to 500 and encodes 109 amino acids. Gene Ontology annotation, biological process: cellular oxidant detoxification. NCBI's taxonomy places the organism in Eukaryota, Viridiplantae, Streptophyta, Magnoliopsida, Poales, Poaceae.